GGGUAAUUUUUUUUUCAAUCAUGGCACCAAGAAAGAGAAAACCAACCUCCUCGGAAACCAAUGAUGCAGGGGAAUCCAGAGCCAAAAGUAAGCGUGCAGAAAAGAAAGAAGCAACCAGGUAAGCUUGUGGCAAGGAUUUCGCAUAGGUCAACUUGAGUUUAACGUGAUGAGGAUCUGCCUCGACACAGAGUCACCGUCCGGUCCUUGGCGCUUCGUAUGGCAGCCAUAUUCCUGUUCCUCGGUCUGGCUCACUGGUACUCUGUUGAUGCUGGUCUCCAGUCCUUGGCAAAGCAGAACGAAGAUGUGCCUUUGAGACGUUUCAACGUCACCUGUUCUUCAGAUUUCCAGUCCGACCUCAAGAAAUUUAAAGGUACCGGAUGUGCACCUACCCAGUGUGGGAGGGUGGUCAUGGAUGGCCUUAUAUCAAAGAGUGAAGCCAGGCAUCUUUUAGAACUUGCCAAAAACGGAAUAAGUCUUGGAGGUUCCAAUGGAGGGGCCUCAAUUCUCGAUCUUCAUUCUGGUGCGCUUUCAAAAGGUGAUUCAUUUAUAAAUAUUUACAAAUAUUUAGAAAAAGGAGAAUUAGGCAGUGUGUUUCAUGAAGGUGACUUCAAGCUGUACAGCACUGUUGCCAAAAAGAUCAAGCGAGCCAUAGCCAAAGAGUUUGGUAUCCGGCUUGACAAGCUGCACCUAACCCAUCCUACAUUCUUCUCAAGGAUGACCAACAAACCGGCUAAGACUAUACACGAUGAAUACUGGCAUGUCCAUGUGGAUAAGGAGACCUAUGAGACGUUUGACUACACGUCUUUACUCUACCUGGCUGACUAUCAGAAGGAUUUUGAAGGCGGUCGCUUCAUUUUCACGGACAAAGGUUCCAACAUGACAGUAGAACCGAAACUUGGGAGAUUAUCUUUCUUCACAUCUGGCUCAGAGAAUCCCCACUACGUGGAACGCAUCACCAAGGGAACCCGAUACGCCAUUACAGUGUCUUUCACGUGUGACAAAACAAAAGCAAUCGAACACCCGAAACUUCACAAGUCCUAAAACGUGAGUCCCCUCCCCAUCCCCAUACUCCCAAGCGAAUGUUCAAGAAGCAAAAACAUGUGACAAUGGAUUUUCGGAAAGGCAGCAUAGUAAAUCAUUCAACUUGUCCUUGUUUUUUUUUCGCUUUAAAUUUGUUUGCCCUUGAAAUGAAGAAACACUGUAGAAAUACCAUUAACCCUCCUAUAUUGGUACUUUUAACUAUCACAAACUGUCAAAAACCUUACCCCUUACCUCCCUCAAUAGUCACCAACUACCAGAAACCCCUAUGGAUCAAACCGUAUAACUGUCAAAGCCUGUUGAAGUCUGAAGUGGUUUGAUAGAUAGGGUCCCCAAUACUGGCACAGCUUGUGUAGCAGCCAUUUUAAAGGGCGAUGGCUUUGUUUGGCUGGAAUGCAUGAGUGAACCUUUUGUGCCUUCAUUGUUACUGAGCUAAACCUAUCAUUGACAGGCACUCACCAGUGCUGACCCACCACAUCUACAUAGCUGCCAACUUUUCAAAAUCCCAAUUGGUAAUCAA
Molecule: messenger RNA, 1558 nt
Organism: Patiria miniata (bat star)
Lineage: Eukaryota; Metazoa; Echinodermata; Asteroidea; Valvatida; Asterinidae
Product: 2-oxoglutarate and iron-dependent oxygenase domain-containing protein 3-like
Exons: 9
Coding region: 217-1041 (274 amino acids)
Cellular component (GO): membrane
Molecular function (GO): oxidoreductase activity, acting on paired donors, with incorporation or reduction of molecular oxygen; L-ascorbic acid binding; iron ion binding
Source: RefSeq, a predicted model, not a curated record